AUGGGCUUCACCAAGGAAACCGCCUCCAUUGGCAUCAUCGGCAUGGGGGAUAUGGGCAAGAUGUACGCCCAGCGGUUGAGUGCUGCAGGAUGGAGGAUAAAUGCCUGUGACAAACCCGAUAGUUUUAAUAAUUUGAAGCAAGAAUUUGAAGCACAAAGUGGUGUAACAAUAUAUCCGAAUGGCCACCUUGUUUCCAGAAUUAGCGAUUUUAUUCUUUACAGCGUAGAGGCCGGCGUUAUCGACAGGGUAGUCGCUGAGUAUGGCCCGUCCACCAAGGUCGGCGCUAUUGUUGGCGGCCAAACCUCUUGCAAGGCCCCCGAACUGGCCGCAUUCGAUAAACACCUUCCCCAGGAUGUAGAGAUCCUAUCAUGCCAUUCCCUGCACGGUCCGCAGGUCAACCCGAAAGGCCAGCCGCUGGUCCUCAUCCAACACCGUGCAAGCGACGCCAGUCUCAAAUUCGUCGAAGAAGUCCUGUCAUGCUUCGACUCGAAGUACGUCUACCUCAGCGGCGAAAUGCACGACCGCAUCACAGCAGACACGCAGGCCGUCACACACGCCGCAUUCCUAAGCAUGGGUACGGCAUGGCAAGCAAAUGCGCAAUUUCCCUGGGAGAUCUCGCGCUGGGUCGGCGGGAUCGAGAACGUCAAGAUCAACAUCACCCUACGCAUCUACUCGAACAAAUGGCACGUUUAUGCGGGGCUUGCGAUCCUCAACCCCGCCGCGAAGAAGCAGAUCCGGCAGUAUGCAAAGUCUGUGACUGAGCUAUACAAGUUGAUGAUUGAGGGGAAGCGCGAUGAGCUCAAGGAAAGGGUUAGAGCGGCCGGUGCGGCGGUGUUCAAGGAGGGAACGCAGAAACAGGACCUCCUGCUCAGAGACGAGGUUCUUGAUCGGUUUUCGUUAUCCAAGGGGACGCGAGAGACUUCGCCGCCGAAUAAUCAUCUCAGCUUGCUUGCGAUUGUUGAUUGUUGGUCAAAACUUGGUAUUGUGCCGUAUGACCAUAUGAUUUGCUCGACCCCGCUCUUCCGCCUCUGGCUUGGAGUAACAGAAUAUCUAUUCCGCAACCCAGAUAUUCUCGACGAGGCCAUAGACACAGCGAUUGAUGAUAAGACAUUCCGAUCCGACGACCUUGAAUUCACAUUUGCGGCUCGGGCGUGGUCUGACUGCGUUUCCUUUGGCGAUUUCGAAUCGUACCGUGACCGGUUUGAGAGAAUCCAGCAGUACUUUGCGCCGCGGUUCCCGGAUGCCGUUAGCCUUGGGAACGAGAUGAUGAAGACGAUCCUUGAAAAGACAAGUAAAGAGAAUUAG
This is a messenger RNA of Aspergillus puulaauensis, 1305 nucleotides long. RefSeq names its product prephenate dehydrogenase (NADP(+)) (gene TYR1). NCBI's taxonomy places the organism in Eukaryota, Fungi, Ascomycota, Eurotiomycetes, Eurotiales, Aspergillaceae. Bases 1 to 1305 code for a protein of 434 amino acids. The record is from RefSeq and is a predicted model, not a curated record. The transcript has 7 exons. Gene Ontology annotation, molecular function: NAD+ binding; prephenate dehydrogenase (NAD+) activity; prephenate dehydrogenase (NADP+) activity. Gene Ontology annotation, biological process: L-tyrosine biosynthetic process.